Parnassius apollo (apollo) is the source of this 465-nucleotide messenger RNA. NCBI's taxonomy places the organism in Eukaryota, Metazoa, Arthropoda, Insecta, Lepidoptera, Papilionidae. The record is from the annotation of a GenBank genome assembly.
AUGCAACGCCUGAAUGUGUCGUACCUCGGUGCGCCACAUCCAGUCCUCAACUCUUAUCUGCUGCUGUGCCCUAUGCUCGGUGCAAAUAUCAAGUUCAAAUGUUGCUGCUCUAAAUGUCCAGUCAGUCCGCUCCUGUAUAAGACGAGUCAAGAGAUGACUUUACAAACCCACACAUCACUAAUGGCAUGUUCAAAUAAGGAAGAUGUGCUCCGGAAUGCUUGUGUCAUCAUAGCUGGUCCUACUCACCACAAAAAGGACAAAAUUAAAGAAUUCAAAUUUGAUGUUGAGGAUAUACAGAGAUGCUCCUACUGUCGGUGGACAUUCUUUCAUACUUUCCCAAGAGGACCCGAAAUAGGUGAUUAUCUUUUUUCACAUGCAAAUGCAAGGACUUACAAUGCCUUUGACAACAUGCAAUAUAUUGCCUCUGCAUUAAUGGCUAAAGUUAUUAAGGGACAUUUGUUUUGA